Messenger RNA from Haemonchus placei, 489 nucleotides. The record is from the annotation of a GenBank genome assembly. Lineage: Eukaryota; Metazoa; Nematoda; Chromadorea; Rhabditida; Trichostrongylidae.
AUGUCCGGGACGCCUUUGGUUCGUCCAGGAGGUCAACCUCAACUCGAUUAUGGAGCCGUACUUCCCUCUCAGCCAACAACCACUCGAACGACCCCGGACUCUGGGUUGGGAGCUGAUGACCAAAUGAGACAUCAGGAACGUCGUGUUCCUCCACCAGGAUUCGCUCAUCCACCACCACAAUACCUUCCUCAAGAUGGUGCUGUUAUGGGCCCAAAUCACCAAUCCGGACCUGGUGUAUUCGGGCCGUGUGAUGGCAAUUUCGAUAAGGAAAAGGUCACAUAUGAUGGACCCACAUCAUUUCAUCGCGGUAUGCGCUAUGAAAACGACUCUUCUAUGAUGGGCGUGCUUGAGGUGUUUUAUCGGAGUGUGACUAUUCCUUCCCCACCAACAUUUUAUGAGACCAGGGACGGUGUUGAGGUAAGAGGCGCAGGAUCAUUUCUAUCCGAACUGGGGUCAUGUCUUAAAGGUGUAAUACCAUGGGUUAGGUAA